This is a messenger RNA of Dacryopinax primogenitus, 3138 nucleotides long. RefSeq lists its product as uncharacterized. Gene Ontology annotation, biological process: small GTPase-mediated signal transduction; cytoskeleton organization. Lineage: Eukaryota; Fungi; Basidiomycota; Dacrymycetes; Dacrymycetales; Dacrymycetaceae. The coding region runs from base 1 to 3018 and encodes 1005 amino acids. Gene Ontology annotation, molecular function: GTPase activator activity. The transcript has 10 exons. Gene Ontology annotation, cellular component: cell division site; division septum; cytoplasm. The record is from RefSeq and is a predicted model, not a curated record.
AUGCCUGUCGUGACUUUACCACUGACAUUCUCCAACUCUUUCUGGACUCAAGAUUACCGUCAUGGGCUUGAACACCUAUAUGGAAAGCUUCAGCAGGGCGUCGGCGAGAAUGCAGAAAUUAUUGCCUUCAUCAAAGCCCGUAUCACCGCUGAACGAGGGAUUGCAAGCACUCUCACGAACCCCGCUUUGACCGGCUCUCGAGGUGCCGGUUUUGGCGCCGACGAUGGCGCUUCCUUACUCAUGGCCUUCCGUGGUUUGCAACGCGAGUCCUCUCUGCAGGGCGAGGCGCACUCUACUGUUGCGAAGGACCUAGAGACCCUUGUACUCGAACCUUUCGAAGACUGGGCUGCAGGGCACGGUCACCGAGUGGCCGAAAGUCGGCAGUAUCUGCUCGACAGUGCUGUCAAGUCUUACGAAUAUGCAUCUGGUGAUGUCGCCAAGUUGAAGCAAUUGUAUAUCACGAGGACCAGGGCAGCAGAUGAGGCCGAAGACGACAUUAAGUUCGCUCCAAACAGCGGGAAAGACGACAAGUUCACUGCCUCGCCAACCGGGGCUAUCAAUCGGCAUGCAAGUGUUACAGACCGUAUCCAGCAGAGACUCCGUGAGAAGAUGGGUAGUGCUCCGCUUGCGGAGGUCAAAGAAGACGAGGAGGAGCAGGAACUGCCGUCUCCGCCGAGAUUCACUACUGAGGAGAAGGGCAAAAUGAAGGAGCUACCUGUCGAUACGGAGACACCGAGCCGGCAGAGUACAGUCGUCGUGCCCUUGACGCCAGCCACGCGGCGAAACAACGAGCCUAUACUUCUCGCGGGCAUCGCUUUGCCGCCUGUCGCCGUAUCUGCUCUCCUUGCUCGUGCUCGGGCUGAAUUGCCUAUGCAGACCGUGAAGAUCCCUAUUUUGGGGGAUUAUGAGGAAUGCUUCACUGGCGAGGAUAUCACCAAAUGGUUGCGGGAGAAUGUCGAGGCGUUUGGUGGUAGCUUGGACAGGGCAGAAGAUGCCGCUCGUGAUCUUGGUGAGCGUCUGGGAGUGUGGAGACGCGUUGGUGCCAUUGGGAAUAAAUUUGAGCCGAUAAAGACGGCCUUCUACCAAUUCCGACCCAAGGCAUUUAUGCUCUCAGAGGAACCUGAAGGCGACAGCGUUGUUUCGCCCACGCUGACAUCUGGCGCUAGCAACCUCAUGAAGCGCUCCGGCACUGUCGCUUCCUACAUUUCAUCUGCCUUCGGUCAGCCGAAUGAUCGCUUCCAGACGUUACGGGCCGAGGCAGACAAGGCCGAUCAUGCAUAUGCCACAGCAGUUCGCAACCUUGAAAAGCAGCGCUUGGAUCUGGAGGAAAGGAUCGAACACGGCCUGAAAAUCAUCCAAGGGUGGGAGAUCGAACGCCUUCGUGCCAUCAAGACGGUGUUGCUUCAGUAUCAAGGGACACUGGCGACGCUCUCGCAAGGCUUGCAGACAUCUUUCGAUCGCUCUUCCACCCUCGUCGCCUCCUACAAACCUGAGGCCGACCUCACCGCUAUGAUCGAGCGUUACCGCACUGGUCCUUUCCGACCCUCUGCUCAUGUCUACGAAUCGAUUGCGCACGUCGGACCAGGUAGUGUGUCAUUCGGCAUCGAUCUGGGUAACUGGGCGGGAGAGGGAGGCUGGAAUGCCCUGAGAGGCAGUGACGAUGAAAAUAAGUCAAAGCCGCCAGUUCCCGGUGUUCUGACUGGUCUUCUGGCUGGGCUGGAAGAGGCAUACGGCCGUCUGCCCUCGGAUGAUGAACGCCGCAAAACUUGGAUCUAUGAUGUUCCACUACGCAGUAUCCACCAGCUUCGUGACAGUUUGAUCAGGUUCCUGCCCGACGACGCCCCCCCACUUGACCUGCUGGCACGUUUCGACGCCCCGGUGCUGGCUGGUACUGUGAAGCUGUGGCUUCUCGAGCUGAACCCUCCUCUCGGCUCUUGGGAGGGAUGGGAUGACAUCCGCAAGAUCUAUCCCAACGUAGGUGCCACAGAGCAGGAGGCCGUUAAUGAUCACACAGACGAGUUAAAGCAAGCUCUGGGUCACCUGCCGAAAGUUUACCUGCAGACACUCGAUGCCCUCAUAAGGCAUUUAAGGAACUUGAUCGUUAACACCGAGACCGCAGAGGCUGAUGAUGUCUACAAGACGAAGUUGGCGUUGACCCUUGGACGAUCCAUUCUGAGACCGAAGCACGAGAACGAACUAUCGAUCCAAGAUCGUCAUCCUACCCUGUUCUUCAUUGAUGUGCUAGAUCAUUACGCAGAGCUCCUUCCUCCUGUUAUUGCAAAGAAGCAGCGAGAGUCUGUCAUCCGUGCCAUGCCCAUGCGCAAGAGGACGGCUCCGAUAGAUCAGCGUCUGUCUCGCAGUAGCAUGACGGGGAGCGAAGAUGUCCAGAAACUACUCGCAGCCCAACUGAACAUGCGUAAUCCUCGAUCCAGGCCCUCCAGUCCUGUGCGAGGCGAUCAUCCCCCUAUCUCUUGGGCUGCUGGAGAGGAGGAAGACCCCAAGAUAAAGCCAGGUGAGACGCACGAGCAUCCGGAAGAACCGACAACUGCGAAGGAGCUUGAGCACGAGCCGAUCCACGAGGAGCUGGACCUUACACUACAUAUCGCAGCACCUAUCAUUUCUAUUGAGCAACCCAGUCCUGCCGUCGGUCCCAGGGAAAUAGACAAUGAGCUACCAGCUCCUGUUGUGGAAACAACCCAUGAAACUGCACCUGCAGUCGUUCCAGCCCUGGAUGACGAAGACCAACCCAUCUCUCGCGGGUCAAGCGGAUUGACAAGAAACACAUCGGGCGAGCUUUCCCGUCGCGGUGUGCGGGCCCGUGGUCCUCGUGUUGCCGGUGGGAGAAGAAUGGUCUCAUCUGAGCAAGUUCCAUCCUCAGAAGCUGCCCACCCUCACGGUCCGAUCGACGCGAACGAAUACGUGCCGCGCAAGAAAGGUGGGCGCGGUGCAGCUGGUUUGUUCGCCAAGCGGGAUGGAAAGGGCGGGAUGAGCGGGGACGAAGGGGAAGAAAGUGGUUAAGAGCGAGUUCGAAACGGUUCCCAUUCUAAUAUAUCGGCGACAGGAAAAUAUCCAGAGGACGCUCGCUUAUUUUUUUCUCGCUACUAUAGUUGCUAUCGAAUUUUAUGCUGGAUAUAAACC